AUGGAAGAGCAGAUAGAGGUGAAGAAAAAGGGUAAUUAUAUGACAUUGAAAAAAAAACCGAAGAGGAAAACUAUGAUAGAAAUACAUAUGCUAAUAAUAGAGGACUGUAAGCAAGAAGAGUGGGGAUUAUAUAGAGGAGAAUUUUUAGAAAUUUGCUUGAAUGAGUGGUUAAAAAAUGAAAGACCAAUUGAAGAUGUAGCAGACAAAGAAGUCGUAAUGAAAAAAGAAGAAGAAAGCAGUAAUGUAGCAUUAGAAAAACAAAAGUUAUUAUCGGAGAAAUGGAUAAAAAGACAAAAAAGAAUGUUGGAAAAAUGGAAAAAGGAAGAAUGGUUUAAUAAUUUGAAGGAAGAAUGGAAAAAAGAGGAAAAAAUAGGUAUGAAAACAAUAGACAAAGUAGAAGUCAUGGAUAGAUCAAAUGAGAUAGAAAGAGAAAAAGAAUUAUGGAAACAAUGGAUUGAGAAACAAAAAGAAUUAUUUAUGAGAUAUGACAAGGAAGUGUGGUUUAAUAAGCUGCUAGAGGAAUGUGAGAAGGAAGAAGACCAAUGCGUAAUAAAAGAAAACGAAGAGAACAUAGAAGAAAAAAAAAAAAAUUCAGAUAAGAAGAAAAGAGGAGUAAUAAUAAAGGAAGAAGUAGACAAGAAAACAAAGAAGAAAACUUUAAUAUCUCAUAUAUGCAUAGAGAUACAUAUGGCAGUAUUAGAUCAGUGUAAGAAAGAAGAAUUAGAGUCUAUGAGAAAUGAUUUUCUUAGGUCAUAUAUAGAACAAAAUAAAGAAAAUGAAAGAUUGUGUGAAAAAGAAACAGGAAAUAAAGAAGUGGAUGAAGUAGAAAAAGAGAGACAAAUGAAUUUUAUUAUAGAAAAGAAGAUAAAACAAUGGGAAUGUUGGAAAAAAGAGGAUUGGUAUCAAGAAUUGAAGUUGGAUUGGAAAGAGGAAAUGAAACAUAUAAUAAAAACAACGGAUAAAAUAGAAGAAAUAAUAAAUCCUAUUAUAAAAACGCAAAUGGUUCAGAAAAAAUGGCAAGAAAAACAAAGAAAUAUUUUAAAGAAAUGGAAUAAAUAUAAUAAACUAGAAAAGUCAAUGAAAAAGGGCAAAGAUGAUGAAGAAAUAGAGAUGAAAAUAAUUCAGAUGAUUUAA
Molecule: messenger RNA, 1134 nt
Organism: Plasmodium relictum
Lineage: Eukaryota; Apicomplexa; Aconoidasida; Haemosporida; Plasmodiidae
Product: surface-associated interspersed protein (SURFIN)
Exons: 1
Coding region: 1-1134 (377 amino acids)
Source: RefSeq, a predicted model, not a curated record